Molecule: messenger RNA, 3210 nt
Organism: Arctia plantaginis
Lineage: Eukaryota; Metazoa; Arthropoda; Insecta; Lepidoptera; Erebidae
Source: the annotation of a GenBank genome assembly
AUGGAGAAAUUAAUGCAGACGUUGUGUAACAAAUGUUCGUGUCGAAUAUGUUUAGUACCACCAUGGGGUUUCAAAGAUUUGGAAGAAGAAAAACUAUACUCAGCAUACACACAGCAGCAGAGACAAAAAGCUGUUCCUCAUUUGCUUACGAUCGGCGUACUUCUCCAGGCAUUCGCUGUCGUCGUCCCUGGAGAACGAGAUAUGGCCUUUGCUUACAUAUCAAUCAUUUUAGCGUCGUUUGCUAACCUUACCCUCGUUAUCGUUUACACGUUCUGCCGAUCGACCCGACCCGUCCUAAAUCACGUGGUAUGGCUGGUGUUAUGGAUACAGCUUUUGGUGAGCGGAUCACGUCGGCUCGGAGAUUCAUACAACGAGUUGCUUGGAUGGGCAGUAGUACUUCAGUAUUUCACUCUUGCCACUCUGCCAUUACAUUAUCUAAUACUGCUACUGUAUAGUGCCCUUUCGUUUAGCGCUUAUCUUCAGGUGCAAUUCUACAAUGCUUAUUCCUCGGAAAGUAGGCUACCCGAUGACUUCUAUCUUCAGCAAAUAGCAAAUGGCGCACUGCUCAUCGGAGCUACACUGUUGGGUGGAACAGCAUAUGCUAUUAAUGAAAAACAACAACGCAGCUCUUUUCGGGAAACAAAACGAAGUCUACGCGAUAAAUUGACAAUUGAGCAACAGAGUAAAGAGCAGGAGAGACUGUUACUGUCGGUGCUCCCGGAACAUGUUGCCGUACAGAUGCGAAAAGACCUAGGCCUAAUCGACACUCAAUUCAAAAAAAUAUACAUGUCUCGUCAUGAAAAUGUUAGUAUUUUGUAUGCCGACAUCGUUGGUUUUACGGCUAUUUCCUCAACAUAUUCAGCCCAGGAUCUUGUUGCAAUAUUAAAUGAGCUAUUUGCUCGUUUUGAUCGUCUUGCUGAGAAAUAUCAACAGUUACGGAUCAAGAUACUCGGUGAUUGUUAUUAUUGUAUCAGCGGUGCACCGGUAGAACGUCCAGAUCAUGCCGUUCUUUGUGUGCAUAUGGGACUAUCUAUGGUGAAAGCUAUCAAAUACGUACAACAGACGACCAAUUCGCCUGUGGAUAUGCGCGUGGGGAUCCAUACGGGUGCAGUAUUAGCAGGUGUGCUUGGCCAAAGACAGUGGCAAUUCGAUGUCUACUCAAGAGAUGUUGAACUUGCCAACAAAAUGGAAAGCAGUGGGAAGGCCGGACGCGUUCAUGUCUCUGAAGUUACCCUGAGUUUCCUAAAUAACGAGUUUGAAGUGGAACCAGCGCAUGGUGAACGCCGCGAAGAAAUGUUGCGGCAAGCCGGGAUUAAGACUUACUUUAUUGUUCGAGUUCUGAAACCUUGGUCGGGAAGUAGUGAAGAGAAGAGUGCACCCGAAGGCGAGGCCGCGGAGGAUGGUGACGACGGCGACGCGCUCUCCGACCUACGAGACGACGACGAGGACUCAGUUCUGUCGCCACAAGACGAGAGCAAGGACAACGGAGAACAGAAAAUUCUAAACAUGUUACAAGAGGAACUCGUCAAUAGAGACGAUGACAAGGAAUUAGCAGACGCAACAAAUCUUUGCCUGACAUUCAAAGCCACGGGAGCAGAGGAGGUGUACGCGCGACGCGACGACCCGUGCCCUUUAGCCAUAGCAGCACCGCCUUUAAUGCUGCUGCCAGCGGUGAUGGUACUCACCAAGUUUGCAGUACCUCAUACUUGGUCGCUGCAUGCUGUGUAUCUCGCACUUGUACUAGAGACGGGCCUAAUCAACGUGGUUUACUAUUCUUGCUAUCGCUAUUCACAAUACAAGAAAAUAAGGGUGAGCCCUUACUGGAAGUUGACUUGCGGAACAUUUAACAUAGCAAUGUUUGUGGCAGCCAACAUUGCGCCAUUGAUAAUCUGCGGCAACUUCGAAACGAUGCUACAAGACGGUCUGCGGGACGACGCGAUUCAACAUGAAGGUGCAAGGCGUUGCAUUCAUCCAUCUUACUAUUAUCACAUUGGAGCUGGUGCAGCGUGUGGUGCUCUGUGGGUUUCACCACUGGGGGCGUGUGCGCGGAGCGUGCUACUUUUGUUGUUGGCUGCCGUACACGCUAUUCCCGCCAUCCUUCACCCCUCGCUACUGGUAGCACGCCCUAGCCUCGACCGAGACCCGUACCUAAAACCAUACAACGACACCACUGAUUGUAUUAGUGAGGAUCUCUUUACAUUAUUAGCUGGCAUCCACAGUCGACGUAAUAUAAUAAUGCUAUUCUUCAUAGUACUCUCCAUGCUGAUUUUCAACAGAUAUGUGGAGUCACUGGAGCGUGCGCGGCACUCACGCAGUGAACGCAUGCGCGUGCAGGCGGAGCAGGCGGGCGACCUGCGGCGCCGCAACCAGGCGCUCAUCCAUAACGUGUUGCCGCCGCACGUCGCGCGACAUUUCAUGGGCGCCAGACAUCACCAUCGUGACCUGUACAGCCAGAGCUAUGCUGAAGUUGGCGUUCUUUUCGCUUCUAUGCCUAACUUUUCAGAAUUCUACUCGGAAGAAACCGUUAAUAACCAAGGCCUAGAAUGUUUAAGAUUUCUCAACGAAGUUAUAUCAGACUUUGAUUUGUUGCUGGAGGACUCAAAAUUCAGUAAGGAUAUUAUCAAAAUAAAAACCAUCAGCUCAACUUACAUGGCUGCUUCGGGCCUAAAUCCUACACGACAAAUGCAGCCGUCUGAUGGUGUAAUGGUGCGGUGGGCUCACCUGGCAUGCCUAGUGGAGUUUGCUUUGGAACUACAGCGCGUGCUCGCUGCCAUAAAUGAACAGUCCUUCAACCAUUUCGUUCUGCGCAUGGGCGUCAACCACGGGCCCAUUACCGCCGGCGUCAUUGGCGCUAGGAAACCUCACUAUGAUAUAUGGGGAAAUACGGUCAACGUUGCCUCAAGAAUGGAAAGUACUGGCAAGGCUGGCUGUAUUCAGGUAACGGAGGAGACCUGCGAAAUCUUGCAAAAUUUCGGGUACUUUUUUGAACAACGCGGCUUGGUGGCAGUUAAGGGCAAGGGCCAGCUCAUGACCUACUACCUGCAGGGCAAACGAGACACGCCCACGGGCCCAGCGGACAAACACACUAUGGAGGUGACAGCAAGUCCCGGUGACACGUUGCUAGCCAACGGCGAUGCGGGGGCCGAAGUUGGAGACCCCUUGCGUGCUACUGAAGGUGCAGAAUGUGCUCGACCUCUCUUGCAGCCCUAA